This is a messenger RNA of Cladophialophora immunda, 1789 nucleotides long. RefSeq lists its product as uncharacterized. NCBI's taxonomy places the organism in Eukaryota, Fungi, Ascomycota, Eurotiomycetes, Chaetothyriales, Herpotrichiellaceae. The transcript has a single exon. The record is from RefSeq and is a predicted model, not a curated record. Gene Ontology annotation, molecular function: nucleic acid binding. Bases 12 to 725 code for a protein of 237 amino acids.
CACUCUUUCAAAUGUCGUAUCAAGAGACCAUGGCAGACACGGAUGAAGACUAUUACCUACCGCCCCAGGAUCAGCGCGUCUUUGGAGCCGGCAUUCGGCGCAAGCAGAUCAACUUCGUCCCCGCUUCCACUUCCGAUUCACAAAUACCUACAUCGAAAGCGCCGACCUCGACGAACGCUGGGUCCCGGUAUUUGGCUAUUGUUCUACCGCAGGGUGCUCAAGGGGCGGACAGCGACAUUGCUGAAGCUAAGGACCAAGAUUCAGACGCUUCCAAGCCUCAAGCCUUAUGCGCAAUCUGCAAUCAACCCAUUUCAUCCACCGACGCUCUAUCCAUAAAUCAUGAGACCUCAAUCGCGCAUCAAGUAUGCCUGACACAUUCUUACCCGCCGUCCAACCUUGACCGCGAUCGUGUUGGUCUACGGUACUUGUCGAGUUAUGGCUGGGAUCCCGAUUCUCGAAGAGGGUUGGGUGCCAGAGAAGAGGGUAUCAGAGUACCUAUUAAGACGAAAGAGAAAAACGAUACGGUGGGUCUGCGAGAGACAGUCGACGAGGACGAGAUGAACGUGGUAAAGAAGAAGCAUAACCCAAAGAAUGAGGACAAGAUCGUGAAGUUGAAUGCAAAACAGGUCCGGAUCCUGGACGACGAAGCGAAGAAACGGGCGGAGAAGUUGAGACAGUUGUUCUACGGUCCGGAUCUGGAGAAAUACUUGGGUCCCAACAGUUGAUGAUCCAACAUCUCCGACUCGAUGAAGCUGGCUCGAAUUGUAUAUGGGCAGAACCUGGCCAUCUCCCAUGCAGUGACCAAGACGGGAUUACAUGACUAUACACACCCUCCGCCAGUCCCCUCCUCCACCCACCGACGCCACGCUAAGUCACCAUCAUACAAGCAUGCGCUUCUAAUGCUUCUUGAACAGCCCUAGGUGUUUCUUCUCCUUAUCUUUCUUCAAUUUGUGGUGGCCACUAUCAGCGGACGGCGAUUGGUAUGGUUGUGGUGGUUUUGACGAGGUUGGCGCUGUUCCCACUCCGGGGCGCACGCCAUUCUGUGGCCCCCUGCCACCGAGAUUCAUGUUUGCCAUCGCUUCGGUCGGUGGUCGAACCCUGUCAGGCUGUCUGCCAUUUGCAGGCUGUUGAGGUCUUGGUUGCUGCUGAGCCUGUGGAGGAGGCUCCGACAUCCAUGCUGGUAGCCGCGGGGCGGCUCGAUCCAUUGGCAGAUCCAGCUGCCUUCGCCCAGCACUGAGUUGGCUCACUUGCCGCAGGAAGGUUUUAGGUGUUAUCAUAUGGGUUGUCGCAAGGAAAACUUCUUUCCCAGCCAUCUGUGAGACUUCAUAGCAGGCUCGUGCUUCGGCGUAGGUCGCGCCGCCGGCCACGAACACAAUAAUGCGUUGGCGCGGCUUGUUAGAUUGAGAUCGAGUCUGAGCCCACGUGGGCUUGCCUGUAUUUCUCAGCGAAGUCUGGGAGACGCUCAUCUGGCUAUUUGGAUCAUUGAGAUGUGGCUUCACGGGAGGGAACACCGUAACAUCCAAUGUACCCUGGCAUUGCUCCUCGAGCAUGAACCUCAGAGCCGGCUCAAAGCGUGACAAACUCACUUCCUCCAUGUUAGUGACAUCUCUGACCUUCGGUGGGAAUAAUGGCGGUGGAGUGGGUGUCGCAUCUUUCAACUGCUUCUCAAUCCUAGCACCCAGAGUUAUCAGGUUAUAGAUGAUUUCCCCAUCCAUCGGCGAGAGCUCGCCAUGACACCGCAGCUUUUCGAUGUCUCCCCUCAGAAUGCCAUUCUUGUACAAAAUGUAUA